This is a messenger RNA of Symbiodinium natans, 447 nucleotides long. The record is from the annotation of a GenBank genome assembly. Lineage: Eukaryota; Dinophyceae; Suessiales; Symbiodiniaceae.
AUGUGCGUGCAAGUUCUGAAGAGGUUCUUCCGGCAACAGCUCAAGUUACGAACAUGGCGAAUCAGAGCUGAGAAGCUGGCAUUACAUUGCGCCAAAGCGCUGGCUGCCGGAAAUGAGGAGCUCGUGGAUCGCUUCCAGUCCAAGGGAGACGUCGACUAUCAGCUGGUGCUGAAAUUCCUGAAGGAAGAAGCGAAGCAAUUGCAGCCACUUUCUCUUCACAAAGCAGCACAAGCGGGCAGCAUGGCAAAGCUUGGCAAAGCUUGGCAAAGCCUCAGCAACUCCUUGCUUUCUUGCUUCAUGCAUUUGGACUGUACCAAUGGGGUUGUGGUCUUCAAAUGCUACUGGCUGCUGCUAAUGUAUUUUGCCUUAGAAGUGCAAGAACAAGGUCAUACCAUUAGCGUGCGGCUUUUGCUGAAAGCUGGGGCGGACAAGGCCUGUGUCCUGUGA